UGGCCAGUUGCCUUUCUGCCGUCGAGACCGAGUGCACAUGUUUGUCAGCGGAGCGUCGAACGAAAGAAACUAGAAAUAACACACCUACGUGUGAUUUCUAAUGUUUGGUUUUUGUUGUGCCCGUGUUUUUUAUUUGCCAUUGUGUUGUCAAAAGUGCGUUUUGAACUUGUGGAUUUUGAAUUAGCACGACUCUCACACUCUAGUGUUGCAAACGAGUGGACUAUAUGUUUGCGUUGUGUUUGAACUACUGAAGUAGCGGCCGCAUUUGUUGAAAGGAGGUGACCCGAAAUUCAAGGUAUUUCCGCUGGCCAUCCGCUGAAAUUUUGCGCAACGUGACACUCGAAGGCAUCUGUCAUCAUCACGUUAGCGAACCCUUGAGCAGAAAGAAGAAUGCCUUCACGGUUCCUGACCCUUUGGUCGAUGCUGGCCAAGCCCAGUCACCAGUCAACUGGCAAUACCAAGAAAAAGAAUAAGAAAGACACUUCAACAUCACAACAGGUUCACUACCGACCGGGCUUUAUGCCGGUCAUUCCGAUCUAUGGCGAAGAUAUUACAACCACCAGUGGCAGCACCAGAAGCGUCCGCGAUGAAGUUUUGAUCAACGAGGAUCAAGCGCCAUCUCGUGACCGCGCAUUAACACGGCCGGCUAGCAGCGUCUUCCGCCGAUCGCUUCUCUUCCGCAAAUCCGGCGUUCCGGCCGGAAUCAGUAAAAACCACCAAAGCGUGGAUUCGCUGGCCGUCACGCGAGAAGAAAGUCGAUCCGUGUCCAAAAGUCAGUCCGUGAGCGGUUUGAGUCAACGAAGCUUGCGCGUGUGUCAAGCCAAACGAGUGGCACCGCCUAUUGUGCCGGAAUCGGCGACAGCAUCUUCGGCAGCCGGACAACAACAACAACAACAACAUCGUCACUCAGGAUCUAGUUUCGAUUCGGGCGGUUCGGCUGAAUCGUCAUCGGGUGGCUACUGUUCGGGUACGGGAAGCUUAUCGAGCUGUCACGCGCCUUCAUCGUCGGCCUGGAGUCAAGCGGGCAGCGACCAGCGCAGCUCGAUUGGUUUGGACGACGCCUUUCUGCCGCCUCCGCCCUCGUCGCCAGUCGGCCACGCAAACAACAACGUCGCCAACAAACACAACCACAUGUACAAUCGAGGAGAUAACGAGCCGGUGUAUAGCGGACGCAAUCUGGGCUCGCCCGGCUUUGGCGGACCUGGUGGUAUCUUUACCUAUCCUUCUUCCACUGCCAACAGCCACCAUCCCAAUGGUAUUUACGGCCAGAUAGGGCAAUAUCGAUCCAGCAGCCAGUCCAGCUCCCAACACGUGUCGUUCGCCAUGGACCACCCAACGUCGCCUGCAUCGGUGGGAUCUUCUUCGCUCGGUGCAGCCACUACCGUUCCUAGCAUGACGUUACUUCCGCAUCCGAAUUAUAGCCAUCAGCUGUCGAUGGAAGAUCAGGGCAUUGAUUUGACGCAAAGUCCGGGCCGUGAGAGCCCGUCCAGCAGUAGCAGUACGGUCAGCGUGGGACUAAAGAGUAACAUUAGCGGCGGAAGCGGCAGCGGAAGCAGCGCCACCUCGGCCAUCCUGACGGGAUCGUCUUCCUGCCGCCAUAGCACGACCAGCACGACGAGUUUAGAUAGUGGCCGUGCCUCGGGCACGUAUGAUCUCCAUCAUCAGCAUGGGGCCGGCCAACGGCACGGAUCUACCUCGUCGUCAUCGACCACGUCUACCUUUCAUCAUCCGGGCGGCCAGAUGUUGCUCGUUCAGCAUCAGCAACAGCAGCGAUUCUCUGGCCAAUCGUACGAGAGCUGCUUGCGCAACAGCUAUCACAGUUCGUCUUCCAGUUUGGGCUCGAGUGGAGGCAAAAUCGAUGACAUCCAUCGACUCAAUAUUGGAGAAAUGCUUUCUCAAGGAAUGCCGGAACACGAGAUUCUUAACGCCUGGUUAACGGAUCUGGGUUUUGAAGAAUAUUACGAUCUCUUUGUCCAGUCAGGCUACGACAUGCACACCAUCACCCGGAUGACUCCCGAGGACUUGACGGCCAUCGGGAUUCAAAAGCCUAAUCAUCGCAAAAAGCUUAAGGCUGAAAUGGCCCUGCUCCAAAUACCGGACGGGUUGCCCGAUUUCAAACCGGAAACGCUCGAAGAAUGGUUGGCUCUGCUAGGACUGGCUGAAUACAGUCCCAGUUUGAGACGCCAGGGCUACAGGACGGUGGAGGAUGUCACCCAAUUGACAUGGGAAGAUUUAGAGGAUUUCGGAAUAUUGCGACUCGGUCAUCAGAAGAAAAUCAUGCUGGCCAUCAAGCGAGUCAAAGACAUUCUGGCCGGCAAGUACGUCCCCAUGCAAAUGAUGCAAAUCGAUCCAAUGUCUUCACCAGGGGAUGCGCACGACCCGUCGCACCCAACGUUCCAUUACCGGAACGCAGCCGCAACCUCUUCAUCGUCGCACUAUGCUAUACCGCCCUCUAUCAUGCGGCCCGUCUUUUUCAUGCCACAGCAGCAAGCACCGCCGCAAUCGCAUUAUCAACACCUUCAACAACAACCGCAGCAGCAACAUCAUGUUCAGCAACAACAACAGCCAAUCUAUUAUCAUUACCAACAACCGACAUAUCGGCCGGAUGUCGUGGCCAUUCAGGUGCACCGGAAUAGAUCAUCUGAAGACGUACGAGCUUGCCAAACUGGCCCUGCUGCACCUAACGCUGCAGGUUUUGCCGAAUCCGGGACGUUGCAACAGACUUUUUACAAGCCCGGCUGGCGUCAGAGGAGCUAUGAGGAUGGUGACGUGACUCCCGUGAGCGAGCACAGCCAUCACCUUUUGCCGCAAGGACAGAACGUGCCAGGUGGUGGCACUUUGCCGCGUCCGCGAGGCACGGUCAAACCUCGCCCAGUGGCCAAAAUCAGCGCCAAAACGAGGGCCGAUUGUUGCCCUGACCCGUCUGCACACCUCCACGAUGACCUUAAAGCAGUGUCCAUCAGUCCACCUGCGCAGCCUCUGUACGGCACGCUCGGGAAAAAGAAUCCACCUCCUGCGCCGCCCAAACGGGCCAGCAGCAGUUCCAUCACAGGAGAGAGCGACGCAGCUGAACCCAUUUACGGAAGGAGUGCCAAGUCUAGUCCCUUACCGCUACCGCCUCCGCCACCCGUCAGCGCUGAUUCGAUGAGUCUGCUGGCCUAUUCGGAUGAUUCUGAAGAUUUCCCCCCUCCGCCGGCGCCCAUCACGGCAUCCGAUUCGUACCUGCAACACGGGCAGCACGCCUCUUCGGCUGCUGCGUCUGUCCGCGAACGACUCGACAACAUCCUUCAGCGUACGGGAGCUGGACACUGGCCAGCUCGCCCCCAUUCGCAACAGUCUCAUUAUGGAGUCCCAAACGCUACAACUAGUCGCCCCAACAGCACCAUGUCCUCCAUGAAGAUGGUCUCUACCAGAGAAUGCAGCCCCAGCGAAAGUAUUGAAACUUCGGAUACGGAGCCGGGCAGUCCGGCCAUGGAAUUCCGUCAACGCCGGAAUGGGUCUGACGCCAGCUUCAAGCAGUCGACGUCCAGCACGGAAUCGGACUCGAUGCCGUUUGCCAAUGACAACGCUGGUACAAUUAAGCAGCGAAGUGCUCGGGCUCAUCCGGCACUGGCCGCCUUGACGUAUUCGUCCUCGUCCGUCGCAGCUGUGCUGUCACCGUCACUUGGUCGGCGGGUGCCAACUACGAGCAACACCAACACCAACAUUAAUCUCGGAACUAGCGACGUGUUGAACGACAUUGGCAACAUGUUAGCUGACUUGACCGACGAAUUGGACUCUAUGUUGGAAGAGGAAAGCAGUAGCCAGCCCAUAAGGCAGAAAUCCUAAAAGAAAUACAUAUAUUUUAAAAAAGAGGGGACGCAAAAAACGUUGUUUGUAAUUAUAUUGUCUUAACCUGGAUUUAAAAAAGAAAAAGAAAGAAAAAAAAAUCAUAAUUUGCUGACCCCAUCUCUUUUCUUCCCUUACAAUGGAAGUUCGGGUUCCAAUUUCUGUUAGAAGCAAGCUGCGUCAAAGUGCCUAGUUCACAGCAUGUCUCGUAAAAGCAAGCAUGGUCCAUCUGGAUUGAUGAAACAAAGUGUUGGAAAUUCCUAUAUUCUUAUUUUUUUUCUUUUAUUCUUCAAUAUAACACUGGCCCAUCUUGAUGGAAACCAUUUCUUUUUUACGUUACGUGACAGUUUUAACUGUUGGGAUAAAUUUUUUUUUUCUUUAUUUUUGUUUCACCGUCCUUUUGUUAUGUGUUGCCCGCCCAGCCAACUGAUGUACCUAUAUUAUACUGUAUGUAAUACAUGUACACGUUUAUCGUA
Messenger RNA from Daphnia magna, 4304 nucleotides. Its product is annotated as caskin-1. Gene Ontology annotation, molecular function: signaling adaptor activity; protein phosphatase binding. Gene Ontology annotation, cellular component: axon; focal adhesion. Lineage: Eukaryota; Metazoa; Arthropoda; Branchiopoda; Diplostraca; Daphniidae. The record is from RefSeq and is a predicted model, not a curated record. Bases 391 to 3828 code for a protein of 1145 amino acids. The transcript has 15 exons. Gene Ontology annotation, biological process: cell surface receptor protein tyrosine phosphatase signaling pathway; axonogenesis.